AUGGUUGAUCCCUAUGGAACCCUUCCUACUGAAGCUGAAUACAAGUUCCUGGCGGAGACGUAUGGCCUCUCUUCAGCGGAUGGGGUCGAUUUCCCAUCACCUGGUUCAUCUAUUAUGUCUCCUCCUCCUGGAAAGGUGCGGGUCUAUCUGAAGACCCUUAACGCCAGACUACGCCUCCCCCUCACCGAUUUCCAGGAGGAGGUCCUGCAGAAAGACUGUUGCAGUAUCCAGAUGCUGACUCCCAACGCCGUGAAUAAGGUAGUGUCAUUUGAGAUGAUCUGUCGUGCCAAUCACAUUCUCCCCAACUACUUCAUCUUCAAGUACUUCUUUAGGUUCUGCUGCAUUGGUGAGAAGUGCACCUUUUCCGUCCGGCGAGGAGGGCACACCCUGGUUCCUGAUGGAAGGACCCCGAAGAACUGGCAAGAUAAGUGGAUGUGGGUGAAUCACGGUUUGGCGGGUAGUGGACGCGAAGAUGUUGGUAGCGGUGGUAUUGGCAGUGGGGAUGCUGGAAUUGGUGGUGUUGGCAGCGGUGGUGGUGGUAAUCCUGCUGGUGGGGUUGAGGAAGAUGUUGAACAUGUUGGUGGACUUGUUGUCGAUGUUGGUAAAGGUGCUCAUGCACCAUGUGUUACCGCUUCUGGGUACUUCUCCACAACGUGGUUCUAUGCGGCAUGCCGUACACUUGACCGUUCUCGCCGUUCUUCGAGGAGGUCUAUACUUAGCCUCAAGUAUUGGGAGUUAGUUUCCUCCUCGGCAUGGAUUUUCCUCAAGGUGCCUAUUGGCAAUUCUACCGGGAGCAUUGCCUCCGCUCCGUAUGUCAGGCUGAACGGGGAUUCUUUCUUGCCUGUUCUUGGCGUCGUCCGAUACGACUAUAGCACUGUUGGUAGUUCCUCGGCCCAGUUUCCUUUAGCCUUCCCCAUUCAUUUCUUGAUUCUGUUUACGAUCGUCCGAUUGGAUACUUUUGUUUACCCAUUCGACAGGGGGUGUGCUACGGACGUGAGCCGCUGA
Molecule: messenger RNA, 1005 nt
Organism: Lactuca saligna
Lineage: Eukaryota; Viridiplantae; Streptophyta; Magnoliopsida; Asterales; Asteraceae
Source: the annotation of a GenBank genome assembly